AUUUUUUUCUUAAUUCUAAAAUUGAGAUUUCAUUUCCUUCAUCAUCUUGUUGUUUUUGUAGGUGCUUUCAAGGAAUUAUGGAAGGAUUAUCAAGCUCAAACAUGCCUACUGUUAUGGACAAUCAAUUUGUUAUGGAUAACCAAAGUUUGCUACAAUUUGUUAUGGACAAUCAAUUUCAAAAUGAAAAUGUGACUAAUGUCUCUUUGCCUAAUAUGUUCAAUGCCAUGCCUACAGUUGAAAAUGGAAUCCCAAAUCCUCAAGGAAAUUAUUCAAUCCUAGAUCGUGAGACUAGAAUACGUUUACAAAAUAGAGGUUACUCUAAAACCUAUCGUGAGAGAAAAAAAUAUCACGUCGAAAAUCUGGAAGACAAACAAAAUACCCUAACUGAAAUAAUAUGUCAAGAAAUUCCAAUAACUAAGGUUUACACAAACUUUGGUUCUGUUAUUAAGACUGAAAUCAGCACAUUGGAAGAAACAUUGUCUCAAGUCAAUUCAAAUGGGGAGGUUCUAAAUGCUGAGAUGAACAUGAUUAUAAAUCAAUUAGAUGAGCUGAGAUUAACCAAAGAGGCAACUGAAGUAGAGUUUGAUAAGAAGAAGAAAUUAGCUGGGAAAUGAAAUGGAGCAACUUAGUGAAGCAAUUUAUAUAUAAAUAUUAUGAUAUAAAAAUAA
This is a messenger RNA of Vicia villosa (hairy vetch), 668 nucleotides long. RefSeq lists its product as uncharacterized. Lineage: Eukaryota; Viridiplantae; Streptophyta; Magnoliopsida; Fabales; Fabaceae. Gene Ontology annotation, biological process: regulation of DNA-templated transcription. Gene Ontology annotation, molecular function: DNA-binding transcription factor activity. Bases 78 to 614 code for a protein of 178 amino acids. The transcript is spliced from 4 exons. The record is from RefSeq and is a predicted model, not a curated record.